This is a messenger RNA of Calypte anna (Anna's hummingbird), 9571 nucleotides long. It is a transcript of the gene PPM1A, whose product is annotated as protein phosphatase, Mg2+/Mn2+ dependent 1A. NCBI's taxonomy places the organism in Eukaryota, Metazoa, Chordata, Aves, Apodiformes, Trochilidae. Gene Ontology annotation, molecular function: protein serine/threonine phosphatase activity; manganese ion binding; magnesium ion binding. Gene Ontology annotation, cellular component: cytosol; nucleus. The record is from RefSeq and is a predicted model, not a curated record. The transcript is spliced from 8 exons. Gene Ontology annotation, biological process: positive regulation of canonical Wnt signaling pathway; positive regulation of canonical NF-kappaB signal transduction; negative regulation of canonical NF-kappaB signal transduction. The coding region runs from base 526 to 1674 and encodes 382 amino acids.
CCGCGGCGCUGCGCGAGUGGGCGCGGAGCUCAGGCGGGAGGGGGUCGGGAAGAAGGGGGGGGGGGGGGGGGGAGACGGCGGCGGCGGCCGAGCAGCAGCGGCGGCGAGCAAGGAGCGGAGGCGAGAUGAGCGCUGGGCUCCCCCUGGGUAGAGAGCCGCCUUCUACAGCCGCCGCCUGUGAAUGAACUGAGGCGAGGCCGCCAGCCGGGUGCCCCCCCCCUACCCCCCCCCCUCCCCUUCUCCUCCUCCCCCCUCCUUCCCCUUCUCCCCCGGCCGGCCCGCCCGCCGCCGGCCCCACCGCGGACGUCCCCGCCUGCCCCCGGCCUCUCUGCCCCCCACGCACCUUCGAGAGCGCGGCCCUAACCGCCACAACCGGCGCCGUCCGCCGCGGCCGGGGGAUGUAACUAUCUGAUCAAACCCUCUGAUAAAUGCAGCUUGUACUGGAGAGAGCAGGUCUCUGAAAUACAGUUCAGGCUACAGUUGCAUCACCAAGAAGCAAGUGUUCUGAACUGAAGGAAAGUCAUCAUGGGAGCAUUUUUAGACAAGCCAAAGAUGGAGAAGCAUAAUGCCCAGGGGCAAGGGAAUGGGCUUCGUUAUGGGCUGAGUAGUAUGCAAGGCUGGCGAGUUGAAAUGGAGGAUGCACACACUGCUGUCAUUGGUUUGCCAAAUGGACUUGAUGGAUGGUCAUUUUUUGCUGUGUAUGAUGGGCACGCUGGAUCACAGGUUGCCAAGUACUGCUGUGAGCAUUUAUUGGAUCACAUCACAAGCAACCAGGAUUUUAAAGGGCCAGAUGGGCCACCAUCUGUGGAAAGUGUAAAGAGUGGCAUCAGAACAGGUUUUCUGCAAAUCGAUGAACACAUGAGAGUCAUCUCCGAGAAGAAACAUGGCGCAGACAGAAGUGGGUCAACAGCUGUGGGUGUCAUGAUUUCUCCCCAACAUACAUACUUCAUCAACUGUGGAGACUCGAGAGGGUUACUUUGUAGAAACAGGAAGGUUCACUUCUUCACACAGGAUCACAAACCAAGCAAUCCACUGGAGAAAGAGCGUAUCCAGAAUGCAGGUGGCUCUGUCAUGAUUCAGCGUGUGAAUGGCUCCCUGGCUGUUUCACGGGCACUUGGGGACUUUGAUUACAAAUGUGUCCAUGGGAAAGGUCCCACAGAACAGCUAGUCUCACCUGAGCCUGAAGUUUAUGAAAUUGAGAGAUCAGAAGAAGAUGAUCAGUUCAUCAUACUGGCUUGUGAUGGUAUCUGGGAUGUUAUGGGAAAUGAAGAGCUCUGUGACUUUGUAAGAUCCAGGCUUGAAGUCACUGACGACCUUGAGAAAGUUUGCAAUGAGAUAGUUGACACCUGCUUGUACAAGGGAAGUCGAGACAACAUGAGUGUGAUAUUGAUCUGUUUUCCGAAUGCACCAAAGGUAUCACCAGAGGCGGUGAAAAGAGAGGCAGAGUUGGACAAGUACCUGGAAAGCAGAGUAGAAGAGAUCAUAAAGAAGCAGGGUGAAGGAGUCCCAGACUUAGUCCACGUGAUGCGUACGUUAGCAACUGAGAGCAUCCCAAACCUCCCGCCGGGGGGUGAAUUGGCAAGCAAACGGAGUGUGAUUGAAGCAGUUUAUAACAGGCUGAACCCCUACAGGAAUGAUGAUACUGAUUCUGCCUCAACUGACGAUAUGUGGUAAAACUGCUCAUCUAGCUGUGGAGUUCACGUUUCAUCCUUUGAAUGAAAGUGCAGCCCAACCUCAGUGACCCUUCUUAACACCCAUCCUCAAGCUUAAUUAAAGAAGGGAAUAUGAUGUGUUGGUGAGAUUGACGACAGCAGUGUGACAUCUAGCCCCAGGAACUGAUCUUUUUUUUUUUUUGUAAAACAGACUUCUGUAAACGUGAUUUCAAACCAUAAUUCAUGUUGUAAAUCAGACUCCAGCAAUUUAUGUUGUAUGAUUUUGUUUUUGUAAAGUGCAAUUGUCUUUGUACAAAAUGCUCAUAUUUAAUUAUGAACUGCUUUAAAUCACUAUAAAGGUUAGAAGAAAUGUUUUGGCUUGUGUGAUGCAACAAUAUAUAUCCCUUUAAAUUCAUGUUGUGGUUUUGGAUUGCAAGGAGCAGCAGCCUAGCCAGCGAGGUGCUCAAGAGGUGCACAAAACUGUAAAGAUAACAUUUUGUUUUACAUGGAAGCUCAACUUGUGGGCAACUUACCAGAAAUCACGGUGUGUGAAUUUGCUUGGCAGUGGAGAAACAAUGAAGAGUAGUGCACAUUCUUCAACAAAUGUAUCUCAUUUUCUUGGAUGCACUCCUGCUCUCUCGUUGUCUUGAAGGGAGUUCUGAUUUUGGCUUCAGUGGGAGUUAAAUCAUUCCCUGUUAAUGGUAUCGUGUUCAUACCUGUACGAAUCUUGGGAUUAGAAUGCCUUGAUUCCUUGCACCUCUUUUUGCAUUAACCCUUACCUGGAACUACUAAUCACUGAGCACCAACAGGCAGCUUUCUACAUACAGUAGGAGUCUGCAGCAUUUUUACAAUCCUGAUUGGCUGGGUCUGCUGCUUUUCCAAGUAAAAUACUUCGAAUUCCAUUUUAUCAAUAAAGCUUGAUUUAACGAACGAGAAAUUUAUCCACAAAUGUGUAAUUCCUUUUUUUUUUUUUCCUGCCUUUUAAAAAUGUCAGUGCCAUUGUAAAUGAUAUUUUACUUGUGGAAGAAUAUUUUUAUUAAUUGGUAGCCCAUUUUUAAAAUGGGAAGGAUUUUGAUUAUUGCCCAAGACAUAGCCAUAUGCUAGAGGAUGGUGUGGGAUUAAUCUGUUACCCUAUUUUUUACAAGUGUGGGUUUUUCCAGGCUUCUUGUGUUUGGUUUUUUUUUCUCCCCACUGAAGAUGUGCAUUGGUUUGAAUUUGCCUACUGUUUGAUAAAAAUACAUUUGUCAAAGCCUGACAAUCUUUAACAUUUUAUGGUGUGUGUUUUUAAUUGACCCACUUACUUAGAAUGAGAGAGUAGUGGUUAAAUAGUAUUUGUGAUUUGAGAUAUAGCAUGUUGACAAUAUUUAACUGUUCGUUGUUUAAAAUUCUAAUUUAAAAUUUUAUAAGAUAAUAAACUAAUUUGAUUUAAGCUUAGCUUUCUCCCAUUGAGCAUACAAAAAUUAAGUUUUCAAGUCGUGUUUGCAAAACUGCUGUUUUGUGCACCUUGUAUUGUCUUUUUGGUUGAGAAUAUUGUAUUUAAUAUGUAGCUUACUCAUUUAGUAGGCAGAUUCCCCAAAAGGAAAAUCAGUAAAACAAGUAGAUUGUAACAUUUACUGCAGUUAAACAGAAUCAAAACUUGAUGUAUAAUUACUUUUUGAUAGGAAAAUGUAGUACAAUGCAUUUUGCUAUAUUUGUCUUUCCCUAACUUUGAAAUAUACAUAUUUGUAUAUAUAGCCUUAAAACUAAUGCAGAGUUAGGGAACACUGAACAGUGAAAAAGUAACUUAUAGUGUCUUGGAACUAAGUAUAGUAUAUACCAGCAAACUUUUCUUUGAUCCCUCUUGUCUAUGUGGGGUGCUUAAACGUAACUUCAUUGUAUUCAGUUUGUAAUCUGUUCAAGCAUGAAUGAAGAAAAACAUAAGCACUAUUUGUAUUUAUAAAUUUAUAGCAAUUUUUUGCUUAAAGAACCAGUUCCUUACCUACAUAUGAAUAAAUGCUUAAAAUGUCUAAUUUUGUUGUAGAGUGCAAAACUAUAAUAAUGUUAAGUUAUAGCUUCACAGGCACCUAAUUAACAAGCAUAUUUAAUAAUACGUGGCGUAUUAGUGCAAAAAGCUAAACUUAAUUUAGAACAAGGCAGAUAAUAGUUCUGUCCUUCUUGAGAGAGAGGCUAAAGUUUAGUUUUGGAAACUGCAAAACCUUGGACUGGACUGUGGAACCUUUGAGUUUUAAACUUUAAAAGUUGGAAACAAAACUGUGGUGUGAAAAGCCAUACUUCAAACCAUGAUCACUUAAACUUCCUCAGUGACAAGUGGUAUAUUUGAAGCCUCUUCUUACGAGGCCUCUUAAAGGUUAGAAAGAAAAUAAUUCAGCUGUUGCUGCAGGUGAUGUAAGUAGGUUUGAGGGUAGUGGAAGAAAGCCCGUUUCAGGCCUUUCUCUCCCCCACCUACGCUCAGCACAGAGCACCGAAUCUCUGAUGUAUGCAUAAACACUGCCAUUUUAGAUACAGGUUUUGAUUAUGAAAGAUACGAAUUAAGUGUAUAAAGCAUCCUAGAAAAGAGGCAAGCUGUAACUUUUCACUGCUCUGAAAAGAAAAAGGCACUUUUGCACCUUUGUGCAUCUCCUUCUUGCACCAGAAACUUUUUUUUUUAAAUGCUAAAAACAUUAGCACCUCAGGGGCAAGGCAGCAAUUUUUGUUUCUUUUCUUUUUCUUUUUCUUUUUUUUUUUUCUUUUUUUGUUUUAAGUAUUGUGUGCUAUUUAUUUCCCUCUUGGAAAAAAAGAUUCCUGUGUGACAAAAAUGAAAAUUGUGUGAUGUCAAAAGAUGUAUUUUUAAAUACAUGUUCAAAUAGGAUGGUCCCAGUUUGCUUGUUUUUAAAAGGAAGUAACGUUUGUAAAGGAAUAACUUUGCUUCGUAUGCCAUGCAACUCUGUUUUCCUUCUACAUUUGACAGCUUCACUGGCUUCAGUUUCUGUGAGUUUUGUUAUAGUCAGAUUAAAUGUUUCACUGGUCAUUUGGGGAGAAUACCUGUAUUGCUUUGUAGACAACUGUUUCAGAUAAUUCUCACUAAUUCAGCAUUGAAAUAUGUUCAAGACAGAGGCUUCCAAAACGUGCUUUAAAACCGAUGUUGGAUUAACUAAAUGCAAUUACACCAAGUAAGGUCCUAGAUUUGCAAGGCUCUGUAAAUCUGGUGUAGCAGUAGAGUCCCUGGUAAAAAUGGGGGGGCAGAAAUCUGCAGGUCCCGUGGAAGUGGUGAAGCCAAAGGCUUCUCCUUACCUAGCCAGGAGAGAGCACCACGGAGACCCUCAGGUGUGGCAUCAUUCUUGAUAAUCUUCCAGUUGAAGUCAGAAUCUAUGGGAGAAAUUUCAUCUCCUUGUCCUUAAACCAUGCUGAAUUGCACUAACCCUGGGUUGUGUCAUACUAGGAAGGUGCCUGAUGAAUAUUAAGCAGCAGAUGAGUAAUGGUGGCACUUACCUUGAUCCUUCAUGGUGCUAAAGCUAAUAAUUUUAAGAUGUACUUCCGAUAAGCUGACUUCAACAUCCAUUAAAUUGUUUAUUGCAAAGCUGGUACGGUCUCACCUGUAUAGCCUAAAACCUGAGACAUUUUGCUUAGGUGAAGAAUUGGAAGUGUUAAAAAGUUAUUAGAAAAAGAAAAGGGGGAGGGGAAGUUUUCGCUGCAAUUGAUGCCCUGAUAAGAAUCCCAUUGGAUUAAUCUGUUAUGGGAUAGGAUGGACUUCCUAUUGCAUUUCACUCUUUAGUAAUUAAUGAACUAAGGAUAUGGUUUCAUGGUCGACUUAUAUCAAGACUCAAGCUAUUGCUACAGGUUUUCCCCUACUGCCAUUUUUGUGCCAUCAGUCACCCUUAUGUGGCCAUGCAGUUAGGAGAAGAAAAAAAAUAAAGUAUCUGUACUAGUCAGCUGGGCAAGCUGAUGUUCCAGCAUCCCAGAGCUGGAUUUAGGGCAGACACAGAGUGGGGAGACAGGAGUGAGAGCAAAGGCACAGUUGCACCAUCCCUUCUGUUACAGGUUGGGAAACCACACCCUACACACAGAUUGAUGAUUGACCUGUGUAGGGAGUACUGAAGCCUUUGCAAAUUUUUCUUCACUCUGUACAUGAGACAGUUUGCUUUGGUAAACAUUCUUAAAACUGGAAUUGUGAGACUUUGCUUUUAAUGUUGUCUUGUGUGUGAGUUUCAUGCUGACAAACUUGUGUUUGCUUUCUCUAGGCACCUGUAUCUCUGUGCUGUGGGACAGACAGCAUGGCUGCCACAAUUAGGUUAAUGACAUGGUUUGCAUCUUCAAUGUAAAUCAGGAUUUCAUCAUGCUGAGAUGUUCACAUUCAUCUCUACCUGCACCUGAAUUGCUUUUAAGCACAAAUGAUUCAGUAUAUUUAAACUUCUGUAUGUGAACUUGGCCAUGUCUGUAACAGGUUAACCUGUUGGAAAGCAAUGCCCUUUCCCUCAACAUUAGGCAAAUAAAAGAUUUUAAUACAAACCUGAGGUACCCUGCAUAGAUUUGGGCACGCAAAAUUGUGUGGAGCUUUAGAGCUGUACCUGGCAGUUUUCUGUAGAAAAUGGAGAUGAUAUUGUGACAGGUGAGGUGUUAAAGUUGUGUCUCCUGGAUAACUCCUAUAGCUCCUUGUUCCUGCAGCUGUGUCUUUGAGAUGAUCAUAACCUGAGCCAUUAUAUACCAGUACAGGCUGUUAAAUCUCUGCCUGGCUGGAUAGAUUUUUUUUUUUAAACUAUUUAAGUGAUAAAACAAGGCUUGGCACAUGAAUUUCUAGGAUGCUGUAGUGCAUAAAAUAGAUGUGAUUCCUGCUGUAAGUUUGUGAAAAUGGAGCAAAAUUUAGGAGUAGCAAUCUGAGGCCAAGUAUAUUUGACUGACCUGUUGAUGAAAUGUUGAUCAGGGGAUCUGAUCCUCUGGUGAGCUCUUUCUAGGCUGACUGCAGAGACUUGCUGUGGAGUGUUUGCAUUGUUUGAAGGUUUCUGCUGACCCAGGCCUGCACCUUCUGAACCUCUUCAGAGCCUUUCUUGGCUCAAUGUCAUGGUGCAAUGAGGUCACAGUCACCUGGGCUGUGACAUUUGUUCACAGAAGUUCAAGAAGCUGUAGGAAAACAUUAAGCUUUUCUUCUUAUGGACCAUCAAAUGCUUUCAAGUCAGAGAAAACAAUAUAUAGCAUGCUAAAAAUUGAGUUUACAGUUUUCCCCACUGCAAGCUUGUUUCCACUAUAAUCUACAUCUAUUUCUCCUGUUUUAAUCUAUGAAAAAAACAUCUAGAGGUUUAAUCUGAUUGUGUCAGAGCUGACCUAUAGUGACCUAGGCUCUGUGUUAAUUACUUGCUUUAUGUGUGUUGUUAUUUGUUGUUCUCUUUGAGUAGCAGUAAAACAGAUUUCCCUGCACAUAGACUCCUCCAAAGUCUUUGCUUCCCAGCUAAGAGAACAGGAGUGAUAAUGGUGUCCUGGGAAGGAGGCUUGGAGGGGGCCUUGCUCUACAACAACAAAACCCCUCUGACCACAAUAUCUGGGAAACUAAGCUUAACUUUCAAUAUAUCUUUUAUAGAAUUUACAUUACAGCUCUAUCCUGAAAGUGAGGCAGGAUAACAGAUCAGAUUCCUAGAAUAUAUAUUGUUUUGUGCCCAGCCACAUUUUUACACUUAACUUGUACUGAUUCCUGCCCAAAUGCUUUUGAAAAUGCCAUUGGACAUUUUUUUUUUCCUCCCAAGAAAAGGGAAAUAAAGCCAAUGGACCUUACUACUGUGUAACCAGGCAUUUAUUUGCAAGGGUGAGUGCUGUGUCAGACAGUAACAUUUUCCUUUAAGAGCACUACAGCUGCACUUCUCAGCUUGCUCAGUAACACUGAGCCAAAACUGAAAUUCAUUUUUGCUUCCAUUAAGUGCAUGGCUCUCAAGAGCUGGUGGGAGUUUGAGGUUGUGGUUGUUUUGGGGGUUUUUUUACAGCUAAAGAAGACAGGGGUCUCAAUACAUAUUGUGAGUAAGGAAGCCUUCAGAGAUGAAGGAGUUUCCAUUGUUGUCUCUUUAGAAAAAUAUCUUUGAGAAGAAAACCGAGAAGAGUGAGACUGGCAGCUCAUAAAACAUUACAGAACUUUUACUUCUAUCAGUGCUUAUAGGGUGAGGUGUUCAGGGUUGAAUUUCACUCGUGUUACUGAAUUCAUCCCAACCUGAGCAAUGGAAAUACUGAAUAGCUGGGUUUCACUGGUAGGACUUCAGGCUGAAGCACAGUGUUUUUGCUCAAACUGCAGUGUUUUUUGCUCAAAUGAGGCAUGUACUGUCCUUAACAUCCUACUGGCAUUGACAGAGCAUCACUUGCAAUAUAUAAAAUUUACACACAUAUUGCUGGAACCUUAACUGUUCCACUUUUUGUGGAAUGAAGGAGAAAUGUAAUCUUUAUUCAGUUUCGGUUUUGAAAAAGCUUUUCAUAGCCGAAGGGAAGAAGGUGGUCAUGUUAAAGCAAGAUGUUAGAUUAACUGGAGAUAACAAUUUCAUAAUUCUUCAGACACAUAAGUCAGUGUUUUGUAAAACAUCAGAAGAGCACAGUUCAAGAGCUCUGUUUAAUGUAGUGCUUUUAGCUGUGAAGAAUAAAAAGAAUGAAACCCAAAAUGGAGUUACACUGGAUGCUAAAACAACGACACCCUAAAAUAUCGGAUUAAACAUCCUGAAUUUAUAUAGCAUUAUUUCCAUGUCCUCUGAUGGGCUUAUAAGGAUCUUUGUUGAUGUUUUUAGGGGUACUUUUUAUUCUUGCUAAGUGUUAGACUGAUGCCAGACUGGCCAGUCUGCCACAGUUUGAAAUUCCCAGACUCUUAAUUUGGAAAUGGGGAAUUCUACAGCAGAGUCCCCAGCGUGUGGGAUGCUGCAGUACCCGUCCCCACGCAUUCUGUGGGCUGAUGCAGCUGUUUGAGGCUGGAGGUUGGGAUUUCCUAGCAUAACUUUUUUAAUCACACUCGUGGUGUGAUUCUCAGUCACCUUGAGUACCAAGAGUUAAGUUGUUUUCAUUAACCAGAUUAACUCUUUGGUGCCAGGAAUCAUGAUUGGGAGCAAGUGAUUGGGCAAAUCAUCUUGACAGAUCAUGCCAGACAGCUCACUACUCAGAAGAAUGUAACCAGUGAAGGGUUAAUACAAGACAAAAGCCUAGAUUCUCCUAGACAUGGAGUGCUAGAUAUUGCAAGAGUGUGAGGUUUGAUUUCUGGAACUGGCUGCUUUAGAGAUCUUUCAAAAGUGAAGAUUUUGGGUUGUAGCAUCUGUCUUGUGACUGAGGCCACGUACAAACAUGCUGAAUUAGAGAGUUUUCACCUGUUUUCUCACAGAAUUGACUCCACAUCGUAUCAUAAAAAGAGUCUCAUUUGUAGUGACAUGCUGUGCCUGUCUUCUUAGAAAAUUCAUGACCUCUUUAUAUCUAUUUUGUGGAAAGUGUAACUUUUUUCACUGAUGACCUGUAUAAAUGUGUGUAACGAAUGGAGAGAUUUAAGCUUGAAAAGCAUGUUUGCAGACUACACAGCUUCAUAAUGGAAUUUAUAAAUUUAACAGAGUAAUAUACAAGAGCAUAACUAUUUUCCUUAAGUAGAAUGUAUAACAAUAUAUAAUAAAUUAUUCUCCACAUAGUUCACCCACUAUUUACAGUUUUACACAAUUCAAACUGUGUGUUUACAGAGCGUUCAAUAAAUGUAUAUUUUGUACUAUGUACAGAUUCCUGGUCCCAAAGAAAAUGUGUGAACUUAGUUUCUAACUUAACUUUUGAGAUUGUAUUUUUUUUCCUUGUUUUUCCUUUUUUUUUUUUUUUUUUUUUUUUUGGUUUGGAACCAGUUGAACAAACUGCGUUAUGCCUGUGGAUGGUGGAGGCUUGGAUUGGAGUAAAUGGGAAUUGGAAAUAUUUCUAAUCUACAAAAGUGAUUCCACUAAAUAAAACAGGCAAUGACA